AUGGCCGCAUAUGUUCCAGGCCGUGAUGUGCCUUAUGACGCAUCCAUUGCUCUCGGUCUAUCUGGCAUUCAAGCUCUCAGUGCUGACGAAUCGAACUACGUAGAGACUCGUAGAUCCGCUUUCGCUCCCUCUGCCUACAGCGACUAUCUCUCUAAUGUUCAAAGCACGCUUUCUUCCAACGUUACCCUUCCACACUACGUCACUUCUAUUCUCUCAUCGACCAACGUUUCUGCACUUCCGCGUCUUGGAAUAGCGGCUUCUGGUGGAGGCUAUCGUGCAACCAUUGCGGGCGCUGGCGAGCUGAACGCACUGGACGGUAGAAACGCGACAUCUGCUGAGGUCGGUACUGGUGGGUUGCUUCAGGCAGCGGAUUAUCUGGCAGGAUUGAGCGGCGGUAGUUGGCUGGUCACGAGUUUGUCUCAAGCAGGGUUCCCGACGAUCAGAGAGCUUGCUUUUGGUAUUGGGGAAUGGGGAGGAUGGAACGCGUUGUUUGAUAUUCUUGAGCCCGCAGACAAUACCAGUUCCACAUCUCAGUUCUUGCCGGGCGGUGUGAACGCUACAGAGGCAAACGAGAUCGUUGUCGAACGAAUUAUCGAUCUUAUGAGUAUCAAGUUUGGUGCAGGCUUUCCGGUUAGCUUCGCAGACUACUGGGCGUUCUCCCUCGCUUAUCACUUUGUGAACGGCACUACACCCAUGAACUUCUUCGAUACCUCUCUCCCUCAUGGUACCGAGCUUACAUUCUCUAGUCUCAUGAACAUAUCAAGCCUUCGAUCCUUCUCACAACCAUUCCCAAUAAUUACCAUGCUCACCGAAUCACCUAACGAAAACACCUCCAACAUCGAAGCCGAGGAACUCAUCCCCCUCACAAAUACGCAAUACGAGCUCACACCCUUCGAAUUUGGCUCAUUCGACACUGCGCUCUCCGCGUUUCUACCCACUCAUCUCUUCGGAACGCGCUUCGCCUCCGGCAUCCCUACCAACGCGUCACUCUGCGCACAGGAUUUCGACACUGCGGCCUUUGCGUUCGGCAUUUCGUCAAAUAUUUUCCCACAAGAUAAUGUUACCAGCGAUAUUUUCUUUGAAGCUCUGGGCACGCUGGCUACAGCGGUGAAUGAGACAUUCUUCGAGGACGGGAAGCAGGUCGGGUUGCAGGUGGACACUGCGAAUGUCCCGAAUCCGUUCACGGGCAUGGGUAACGGCAAUUAUUUGGAUGUGAAUGAGACGAUUCUACGAAUGACGGACGGAGGAAUCAAUGGUGAGAUUACUCCUUAUGCACCCCUGAUUACACCGGCUCGUGCACUCGACAUUAUAAUUGGUCUCGAUAACGAAGCUGACACGUCCGAGAACUAUGCUGCUGGCUUGUCGCUUUCUUCCACCUUCAACCGGAGUCUUCUCGUUCCAAACUAUCGCUUCCCCACCAUCCCGUCUCCAGAGACUUUCGUGGAGGAAGGCCUUGACCUGCACACGACAUUCUUUGGGUGUAAUGAUACGAUUGUGCCACUGAUCGUCUGGGUACCGAAUUCGCCUCCGGUAGAUGGUUCGACCGGAGUUACGAAUACCACAACCGCUCAGCUACAGUAUAACUCCACGCAAAUAGAAUCGAUGCUGGAAGGUGCUUCCGAGCUCAUCUACCGCGGCUUCCCACCUAAUGGAAUGGCUCGUGAUCCUGCUUUCCCGGCUUGUUUGGCUUGUGCGGUAGUCGAUCGGGCAAGGGACAGGAUGGGCGUGGGAAGGGAUGGGGUGUGUGGCGAGUGUUUUGCCAGGUAUUGCUGGUUCCCUGGAAAAUGUACGCAUCCUUCUGCUUUAACGGGCGUUACUUCACUACAAAUCAUUUGA
Molecule: messenger RNA, 1836 nt
Organism: Stereum hirsutum FP-91666 SS1
Lineage: Eukaryota; Fungi; Basidiomycota; Agaricomycetes; Russulales; Stereaceae
Product: FabD/lysophospholipase-like protein
Exons: 9
Coding region: 1-1836 (611 amino acids)
Biological process (GO): glycerophospholipid catabolic process
Cellular component (GO): cytosol
Molecular function (GO): A2-type glycerophospholipase activity
Source: RefSeq, a predicted model, not a curated record